AUGUUGGGGAAGCAUUCUCUGACGCUGCCACUUGUAGCAGCCUUGGUGACGUUAACGGUGCGGUUGCUCACCUACAGGGUCAAGGAAUACAUUCCCCUUCCGUAUCAUUUUGGCAUAACAACCCCCAAUACCGGCGCUGAAUCUUGGAAAGAGACUGUCUUUUGGAAGCAGCAGUUUGGAGUUGUACCGGACUAUCUUACUGUCGUGGUGCCCUGGUACGUAGAGUACAUCCCACGCUUGCCGUCUGUGGUAAAUGUGAACAUCUUGUGCGUAUGUGAUGCCUUGACUGUCUUCAUUGUUAGUCAAUGGCCGUCGGCUAUUCCCCAGCUUCUUUUCACACUAUUUGUUCUGAACCCAGCCAUGGUUCUCUUGCCGGCGUUGGAAUCGUUGGCGCCCAUAGAACACCUGGUGCUCACUCUCAUCAUUGAAUGCUCUCGAAGGCGACGAAGCCGAGGUUGGUUAAUCUAUGUUGCGCGGAUUCUUGCAUCUGUGCUCGGAUUUCAUUUCAUUGCCCUCACUGUAGCUCUGUGGUUUCCUGUCGGGACUUCAAGCUCAAGGUGGGCGCUUUUCGGGGUGCUUCUGGGCGAGUUGAUUGUGGGUGGUUUUGGUCUGCUCUACCUUGUCUUCUGGGGAGGCCUGCGUGCUCGGACGUCCCUGUACUCACCGCCUGACAAUGGCGUGAUGUGGUACGUGCGCCUCCUUAUUAUUCCCGUAUUUGAACGCUGCAUGGAGGUAUUUCAAAUUCAGUUACCCGCGUUUGUGACGCUGCUCGUCGCGGUUGCAUUGCCCCCCGAGGUGCCCGCAAUGACGCUGAGGUGCGCAAGCUCUGUUCCCGGGGACCGACGGCUGCUGCUGGUUUUGUUUGCCGUUUGCGCUAGUAAGCUCUGUCGUUGCCAUCUCGCCCUUCCAGACUAUUCAGUAGCGGUUGUGUUUAUCUAUUCCCUCCUGGAUACAAUGGGGGGAAAGGGAAAAGUAGGAAAAGCGGAGACGGAGCAGUCCAUGUUUGACCGCAUUAAGAACGCCAAUGUGUUUGUGCCCGUCUACACUUUGUUGCUUGUAGUGCCACUUCAGUACGGCUUCUACACGGGGUGGGUAAUGUGGGACACGGCGAAUCCCAACUGGGUCUUCUUCCCGCAGGUUGCAUUCGUCAUUGUGGGGGCAAUCUUCAUGCUUACGUUCCUGGGGAAGGCGUUUGCCGCCAUCAAGGCGGAGGCGACGGUUGGGGACAAGCCCAAACGGUUGUAG
Messenger RNA from Trypanosoma conorhini, 1245 nucleotides. Its product is annotated as putative GPI transamidase component Tta2. NCBI's taxonomy places the organism in Eukaryota, Euglenozoa, Kinetoplastea, Trypanosomatida, Trypanosomatidae. Bases 1 to 1245 code for a protein of 414 amino acids. The record is from RefSeq and is a predicted model, not a curated record. The transcript has a single exon.